UUUUUGUUCACCUCAUGCAUUGGGGUUUUUAAAAUGUCGAACCAUCGUAAUGUUGAUUCUUUCCGGCCAACACCACUGUCUUGUAAUUUAACCGUUGCUCGCUCCAAUUGUAGCCCUGCGGGAAAAGGUUGCAACUCAUCAAAACAAAAUACACUCAAAAAUUCUUUCGAACUCUCUCUCUCUCUCACGAUGGAGAGAAUACACGUUACCGUGAGGACGAGGCCUCUCUCUCCGGAGGACGACAAGACCAGCCCUUGGCGAAUCUCCGGCAAGUCCAUCUCCAACCUUAAUCACUCCUCCAAGUUCGAAUUUGAUCGGAUUUUUGGGGAAAGCUGCAAGACGCAAGAGGUUUACGAAGCUCGUACCAAGAAUAUUGUCGCUGACGCUGUUUGUGGAUACAAUGGCACUGUUUUCGCCUAUGGACAGACAAACAGUGGAAAAACACAUACAAUGCGGGGAUCUACUGCUGAACCUGGAGUCAUACCUCGUGCUGUACAUGAUUUGUUUGGGCUUAUACAAGAGGAUACAGAUCGGGAAUUUCUUCUAAGAAUGUCCUACAUGGAAAUUUAUAAUGAGGAAAUAAUUGAUUUGUUAGCUCCUGAGCACAGGAAACUGCAGAUUCACGAAAACCUUGAGCGUGGAAUAUUUGUGGCUGGGUUAAGAGAAGAAACUGUAGCUUCUCCUGAAAAAGUCCUUGAAUUUAUGGAGUUUGGAGAAUCACAUCGGCAUAUUGGAGAGACAAAUAUGAAUCUCUCCAGCAGCAGGUCACAUACAAUUUUCCACAUGAUAAUUGAGAGUAGGAAUAGAUGUGAAGAUAAAGAUGUUGGCAGUUCUUGUGAUGCAGUCCGUGUAUCUGUUUUGAACUUGGUCGACCUUGCUGGUUCAGAGCGUGCUGCAAAGACUGGUGCGGAAGGUGUUCGUCUGAAAGAGGGGUCACACAUUAACAAAAGUCUGAUGACACUUGGUACAGUAAUCAAGAAACUGAGUGAAGGUGCUGGGAGUAAAGGGGGCCAUGUUCGUUAUCGGGACAGCAAACUUACUCGUAUUUUGCAACCUGCACUGGGGGGAAAUGCAAAUACUGCCAUCAUAUGUAAUAUCACACUUGCUCAGAUUCAUGCUGAUGAGACUAAAAGUAGUCUCCAGUUUGCCAGUAGAGCGUUAUGUGUGACAAAUUGUGCUUGUGUGAAUGAGAUCUUGACAGAUGCUACUUUGCUAAAGUGUCAGAAGAAAGAAAUUGAGGAGCUUCAGCACAAGAUCUCUUUGCUUGAAGUAAGCAAUGCAGAGCUAAAAGGGAAGCUUCAAGAAAGCAGAAUUGCUUUUGAACAUCUUGCACAACGUGGUCUUGAUGCUCAGGUUGAAAGAACAGCUGCUUCUGGAUUUUCUUGCACUUGCAGUCGGAACUCAUUGUGCAAGACAAGAAUGUGUAGAUGCCAAGCUGGUGGAGGAAGCUGUGGGGUCUCGUGCAAAUGCUUAUCCUAUCGUUGCCUUAAUAGAUAAGUAACUCUCUCAUCAAUUACUAUGUACUGUGGAAAUGCUUAUUUUUACCGCGACUGAAUUGAUUAUCUGACAAAGCUUAAAACAAAUGUUGUUCGCAAUAACUUGAAGGCUGAAGCUUAAUGUUGCUAGUAUCUACAAAAUUAUAAACACUAGUUCAUUGGGUUAAGAUCUCUUAAUAUUCCGAGUCUCGAACCACUUUUGUUGGUAAUGCUAUUUGUAAGAAUGCAUUAACAGUUCAAUAUUAAGAGAAAAGAAACAACCAGAGUUUGCUACAGUGGGACUUUUAUUUUCCUUAGUUUAACUUGAUAUUUACCAUAUGUCCAACGUCUAUGGAACAAAGAAUGCUGAUUUAUGUCCUUAUCUGUAUGAUUCGAAAAUGGGUUUUGCUGAUUAAUACACGUCGUAUCCUUUAUGGGGAUUUAUCCGAUGAGGAGAAAAAGAAAGCUCAAGAGAAAGCCAACAUCCUUGAUGAAAGCAUCAGCAUCAGCUUCCAGAUAAGCAGCCUUGCUUUGUACAAAACAGACACUGAAGACAUGACACUGUGAAAUCCUGGAAGAAGAUAGCUGAAUUCAAUCUCAACACUAAUUAGGUACAGAAAUGCUUUCACGUUUGUAAAAAGACUUGUUAUUUGCUCCUCUUUCAGUGACUUAAAGUGAAAGCAAAACUUGUUGAGUACUCUUACUUUGGCAUUCUUGUAACUUGAGUUUGUCAAUUUAUAGCUAAGGUUGUCAUAACAGGAUAGGUAUUCUGUAUUGUUUUUUAUUUUAUGUAUCGGAUACAUAUCAAGUACCAUAAGGUAUGUAAGCAAGUGUAAAUAUAAGUAACAAAAAUUGUUAUACCGGUA
Rhododendron vialii is the source of this 2341-nucleotide messenger RNA. Its product is annotated as kinesin-like protein KIN-7O. Bases 34 to 1497 code for a protein of 487 amino acids. The transcript has 13 exons. NCBI's taxonomy places the organism in Eukaryota, Viridiplantae, Streptophyta, Magnoliopsida, Ericales, Ericaceae. Gene Ontology annotation, molecular function: ATP binding; microtubule motor activity; microtubule binding. Gene Ontology annotation, biological process: microtubule-based movement. The record is from RefSeq and is a predicted model, not a curated record.